Molecule: messenger RNA, 558 nt
Organism: Zygosaccharomyces rouxii
Lineage: Eukaryota; Fungi; Ascomycota; Saccharomycetes; Saccharomycetales; Saccharomycetaceae
Gene: SUE1
Product: Sue1p
Exons: 1
Coding region: 1-558 (185 amino acids)
Cellular component (GO): mitochondrion
Source: RefSeq, a predicted model, not a curated record
AUGAUGAGUAAACGGCUGUUUAGUACUGCUACUAUUCGUAGCUUCAAGAGAAAGUGCUGUUCGAGUGAUAUAUUUAGAUCUAUGCCUCGGGUACCAACUACACAAUUUUUAGAAUCAAGAGAGUUAACGAGGGAUAUCCUAUUUAGUGGUUAUAGACCUGUCAUGUAUCCGGUAAAGGAGAAUCCACUUUUCAAAGAACGCACGAGAAAUGGGGAAUUAACAGACGAGCUACAAAGUCGCCAUAACAGUGGACUACGACAAGGGAGGACCCAGGAAGAGGAAAAGGAAAGUGGAGAAGAAUAUAGCGUUAUUGCGGGUCCUCGAGGUUGCGGUGGUAUUGCGUCUGGUGGUGCAAGUGGUACGUGGAGAAACGGUGCAAAAAUGCCAAGUAAAUUAUUACCAUACAGUUGGUGGUCGACUACGUCUAUGGGUAUGGAAUUUUUCCCCGAGUGGGAAGGUGUUCCUAGGCAUGUGGUUAGGAAACUGAAGCCGUUUGAUCGUGGACACGAUACCUUAGACAUACUAGAAUCUAUAAAGGUUAAUGGGAAUCCGAAGUAG